GCGGCAGACUCGUCCCCGCGCCGUGCCCGCCCCGCUUCCGCGUGUCUGGCCGAGCCUCGCUUCCUGCUCCUGGCUGCUCUCCGGCGGGGUCGCGCCUCUGCAGCGUUCCGUCCAUCCUGGGCCAGGGCGUUUCUCGCUCUCCGCCAGUUACAGAUCUACAGCCCACCGAAGGCUGCUGGGAUUCUGAAAGCACUGCUCGAUCAGUAAAUAUUACUGAAAAGACAAGAGGCAGUUUUUUCAGGGAUUCACUCAUCAUGACUCGUCUUAAACCUUCAGCCCCAGCCGUGAGCCUCUCCCCUUGGCCCCACCACUGCCCCUUCAGACCGUGACAUGCCUUUCCCGUGGAGCGUUUCUUCAUAGAAACAUUUGGCAGGAUGGCAGAGAGUCAGAAGGCCCAGCCAAGUUUUCAGCACAUCUCUGACCUCUUAGCCCAAACCCCACAAGACGAGCUGAUUCUCCUAAAACACAAAUUAAACUGCAUGCGGCAGGAUACCAGGAGUUGCAGACUCCUUCAAGCAAUGAUCCUGUUGACCCUGAGGCGUGAGGCAGAGGCUGGGGAGAUCCUGGAUACUUUGGGAGACGAUGCAGCAGCAGCCCGUAUCCGCAGAAGUCCCUGGAGCAGCACCAAGGUAAGCGGCAGGCAUCCCCUGAAGCAAGAUGCCCAGGUGGCAGUGGCUGUGGCUCAGAUUUAUGCACUCCUGGUGGAAGAAAAAUUAUGCUGCCCCCAGGCCAGAGACGAAGCCUAUCAAGUGGCUGUCAAGGCCUUUGGCGCCAGCAACGGUGUCCAGAGCGCCAAACUCAGUGCCCUCUUGACUGAAGCACAGGACAAGUGUGGCCGUGGUUUUGCUGCUGAGCUGGUGAGCAGUGGCUUUAAUACCCUGAAAUCUGACCCAGAGAAAUUCCCAAGGAGUGUGCCAGUUCCAAUUAACAGCUCCUUGGUACAGUUGGGUCAGCCGUUGCGUUCCACUGGCACCCCGUCCUCCUUCGUGAGCCACUUUGAGAUCAGCCAGUCCCCCACCGUGCCGUGUCUCACUCAGGAAAUUCACCACCAGUAUGGUGACCCUGAGAUUCGCGAGCUUUGCAGGAGUGCCCCCCGUGAAGGGAGAACUAGUGUGGUGUUCCCAUCUGUUAGCGGGUCUGAGAGCCCAGCUGUGCAAGACCACCCCAAGAGCCACGGCAUGGAAGGCCUCCAAGGCAGCCAUUUGUGUCCACGGGUGCCCUCUAACAAGGAAACCACAUUGCCUUUGGAAGAGAGUGUUUCGAGCCCCGUGGAAUGUACUGAACCCCCAUAUGGCGUGCCAGCAUCGCUGCAGGAUCUCAAAGAAGGCACACACCCCAAUUUGGAAGCGGCAUCCACACCGCAGACUGACCCAGUUGCCAAAGGGUGCGUCCAAACUCCCCCAGAAGAUUCUUCUUCUCCAUCUUCAAGCCCUGGUCCUAAACCCACGUCUUCUUCGAGGGAUGCCCCUCCUGUAACAUCAUCUUCCUCCAUCGACCCACAAGGGGAUGAAAACCAGUUCUUUAUGUUUGUAAUUGUGCACGCUGAUGAAGAUGAGAGUGUUGCCUGCCGGGUAAAGGAGCUUCUGGAAGACAUGGGGGUUCCUGAUGGGGCCACUUUCUGUGAGGAUUUUCUGGUCCCUGGACACAACCAACUUGCCUGCUUCCAAAAUGCGCUGGACAACUCAGCCUUUGCACUCCUGCUCCUGACAGAGAACUUCAAGAGCCGGCUCUGUGCCUUCCAGACAAACAUGGCCUUGAUGAACUCUUUCACCAGCAUUGUCAAAAACAACUCCGUGAUCCCUUUUGUGCCAAAGGAAAGCCCAUUGAGGAAAGGCGAGAUCCCCAGCAUACUGGCGGGGCUUGUGGCCCUGGAUGAGAACUCCCGUGUUUUUGAAAGAAGAGUGAAGAACACUUUCAGGCAGUCAGAGUUCCAAAGAAAGAAGGCCGUCUGGAGCACCAUGCAGCAGAUAAGGCACCGAGAGCAACAGCAGGCAUAUCUGCAAAUGCAGCAACACCUGUUCGCUCUCAGUUUGCAGCCCGGCUACCCAGCCCAGGUGCCUAUUCCACCAACGCAAGUGGGCUUUCCAGGACUGAACCACGUGCUGCCGCCACCGCCACUACCUUUUCUUCCCACAUUCUCCAUGCCUGAGGGGUUCCAGCCUCAGCCUGGUCAAGCCUUUCCCUCCCCGCUCUUCCCUGCUCCCCUUCCAACCUCAAGGCCGCCAGGAGCUCCGCCCCACCUCAUCAUUCAAAAUGCCCAGAUGGUUCAGAUUGGGGAUUACAACCAGAUGCAGGUGGAACGGACCAAUGCGGCCCUUGGCACAGCGGAAGACGAGAUCCGUGAGAGCCAGGGAAUGGGGGCAGGGAGCAGGCACGGGGACUAGAAGGGAAACGGCCGGUUCUGUGAGGCUUUUGUGGUAUGGCUGCAUUUGGAAUCUGGUGUGCAGAUCUGGCUGGGAUGAAAACGGUGGAGGUGGGAAAGGUACCGAAAAGGGGGUGAUCACAAUAAUUCAGGGGUUGAUUUAAGGGAUUAAUCCAGCUGCAAAUUCCCUUUCAGGAAAGACUGAAGAAUGUGGAUCUUUUUCACUUUAAAAAAUUGAGUAAAGGAGGGAGUCUAUAAAACUAUGCCUGAUGUGUUGAAAGUGGCUAGAGAGAGACAGAAUGGUGUAGCAAUUAGAGUUUGGGACUAAGAUUUGGGAGACCUGGGUUCAGAUUCCUUCUCUUCUACGGAAGCUCCCUGGAUGACUCAUCUACCUCGCAGGGUUGUUGUGAUGCCACCUUAGCUCCCUGAUAGAUAGGUACCCCCUCCUUUGCUCUUGCUUUCUUAAGUGCCACUUCAGCCUCUCCCAGAGGUCCCAGUACAUCCCCUCUCAUUCCACUAUAGACUUGCCUGAUGUUUAUUCUCCCUCUCUGUACAGCCCCUCCAUUCCUGCUCCUUUGUUUGGCUCAUAAAACCUACUUCUUCAGGCAGAGCUUUACUUUAUUAAAAGCAGUGUAAUGAUACAGAAGACCCUGACUCUGUUCAGGAAGGCAUGCCUUCCCUGCUAGUCACAUGUCCUCCAGUGUUCUCUCCAUGAGUUAUGCCUUCUUUAUAGCACAGGAGAGGUUGUCAAGCAAACUGCCUCUUUGGUGUCCAUUCAGUGGUGCUGAGGUGCUCUCUCUUACUGUGUGGGCUUAAUCAUUUCUGUGAUACUCCACUGAAUUUCACAAUUUCUUUGUCUGCAGUACAACUUGUGCAUUUAAAAGACGUGCACUUUAAAAAAAAUCAUGUUCUUUAUUGAAUAUUCUCCUAAAUUUUCAUUGUUCACAGGCCUACUGUGAACAAUGAAAACCACAUGCUUCUACCAGUUAGAGUGAUCUGAGAAAACAACUUUGCAAAGAUGGGCACCCACCAGUCAGGAAAAGAUUUAACUAACUCGGGAGGGAUCAGGUUCUUGCCAGGGGCGUACCAGAGGGGAGAGAGGAGAUGAGGCCUCUUGUUUCAGAGGCUGCAACACGAGACCAUUGUGGUGAAGUGGACAGAUCUAAAAGUGGAGUCUGCCCCACUGCCUCAUUCUCCUGAAUU
Messenger RNA from Eublepharis macularius, 3565 nucleotides. It is a transcript of the gene TICAM1, whose product is annotated as TIR domain containing adaptor molecule 1. The record is from RefSeq and is a predicted model, not a curated record. NCBI's taxonomy places the organism in Eukaryota, Metazoa, Chordata, Lepidosauria, Squamata, Eublepharidae. Gene Ontology annotation, molecular function: protein kinase binding. Gene Ontology annotation, biological process: lipopolysaccharide-mediated signaling pathway; positive regulation of myeloid dendritic cell cytokine production; TRIF-dependent toll-like receptor signaling pathway. Bases 375 to 2384 code for a protein of 669 amino acids. The transcript has 2 exons.